UGGUUAAGCAAAAAAACAUGGCCGCAAUAUUAAGUUAGGCUGUCAGUCGAGGUUCCGUAAAGUAACGAAAAAAUAUGUAAAUAAAUUUUAGUGCUUGUGCAGAGUGAUCUAUGAAUGAAACAAAUAACUCCGUGCUUGAUCAGUGCCUUCUUUUAAAUACCAUGUGAAAGUGAAGUGAUUGUAAAGUGUUGUUAAAUGAACACCUGGUAAAUCGUCAACCGGGCUUUAUAUUUAUAAUGGAAAUAAUUAAUAUCUCCAGGACAUUAAAACGGAUUAUCAUUUUAACUUGACUUGACGAUCUCAACGGAUGCCUCCGUUGGUGGAGCACUGUCAGCUGAGGUCCAUGGAAGCGUCCAGAAAUGGAGACAUGGUCAGCUCGGUUCGUGUCAUCAGCGUUGGGGGUGGGGUGCACGGGACAAGACCCGCCACGCCCUAUCUGCGCACUGCGCUCUACGACUACGACGCGCAGGGGGAGGACGAGCUGUCACUGCGCAAGGGUCAAAUUGUCGAGGUGCUGUCGGAGGACGCCAAAAUUUCCGGCGACGAGGGCUGGUGGACGGGGAAGAUUGGCGACAAAGUCGGCAUCUUCCCAUCAAACUUCGUCGCUGAUGACGACUCGCCGGAGUCGAUCAACCACGUCAACUCCAUUAUAGCGGACAUUGAACCCAUAAAGAUCGACUUCCACAAUCUCCAACUGGAGGAGGUGAUCGGUGUCGGCGGUUUCGGUAAGGUGUACAGGUGCAUGUGGGAAAACCGCGAGGUCGCAGUGAAGGCCGCACGACAGGAACAGGACACGGACAUUUCAGUGACUUUAGAUAAUGUGAUCAAAGAAGCGAAACUGUUUUGCUUACUGAGACAUGAGAACAUAGUGUCGUUGGAGGGUGUGUGUCUUGAGGUGCCGAACCUGUGUCUGGUUUUGGAGUACUGUCGAGGUGGUUCUUUGAACAGGGUGCUGGCCGGCAGGAAGAUCCGGCCCGACGUUUUGGUGGAUUGGGCCAUACAAAUCGCUAGGGGGAUGCAUUAUCUGCAUUGCCAAGCACCCAUCUCGCUUAUACAUCGUGACCUUAAAAGCUCCAACGUUCUCCUUUACGAGGAGAUUGAGCACGACGAUCUCCAGUACAAAACAUUGAAGAUCACCGACUUCGGCCUCGCCAGGGAGGUGUACAAGACGACACGGAUGUCGCAGGCGGGCACCUAUGCAUGGAUGGCACCGGAGGUGAUCAAGAACUCGACGUUCUCGAAGAAAAGUGACGUGUGGAGUUACGGCGUGCUGCUGUGGGAGCUACUUACCGGCGAAAUACCUUACAAGGGUAUCGAUACGCUGGCCGUUGCCUACGGGGUGGCCGUCAAUAAGCUGACGCUUCCCAUACCUAGUACCUGUCCCGAACCAUGGAGGGAACUCAUGAAAAGUUGUUGGGACUCAGAACCGCAUGAGCGACCAACUUUUGAACGAAUCCUGGAAAAACUAGACAACAUAGUGCAUUCAUCGUUUACCCAAGAACCGCACGAAAGUUUUCAUCAAUUGCAAGACGGCUGGAGGAAGGAGAUCGAAGAGGUCCUUUUGGAUUUACGUAGGAAAGAAAAGGCUUGUAGAUCAUACGAAGAGGAACUGCGCUGUAGAGAAGAGGAUUUGAGCAGAGCCCAAGAACAACUGAGACAAAAAGAGCAGGAGCUUCAAGCACGUGAAAUAGAUCUACUCCAUCGCGAAUUACACUUCAUGAUCAAUGCACAACAGCCAAAACCCACGCCUAAUAAACGAAUAGGAAUAUUUAAGAAAAACCGACUGAAGCUGAUUAAAAAGGAACCUGGUACCACUAUCAGUUCGCCAAGCGACUUUCGACAUACCAUAACUGUCCAACACACUCCCAACAGUCCACCCGGGUCCCCAGCUAUUCGUCUGCGAGCAAUAGCACUACCAGCGGAUGGUGUAAAGGGCAAAACCUGGGGACCUAGUACAUGCCAUCAAAGGGAACGGGGGCAGAUAACCAAUCUGCGACCAGUAGCUCCCAACAACUGGUCGAAAAGCGCCCCCAACUUGGACAAGACGAGGAGUGCCCUCGCCCGACCCCAGAACGAAAUAGAUUACGCACCUCCAGAAGAUUGGGGUCCUGAAUGUCCCAUUCCAAUGCCUGGAACAUUAAGGCACAACGUACCCAUACCAACAUUAUAUAGUACUGACGGACAACGGAUAAAACCCAAAUGGGGCAUUGUGGAAUUAGUUCUAUAUAAUAUUGCGGCCAUGUUAGCUGGUGUAGCAUCUGGAUACGACGUUCGAUUAUCGAAUGUUUCACCGUUACAUCCUAGAUUGCAGCCUAAUCGACCCGAGACCGACCUACCGGCAUGGCGACCUGUGGAAAAUCAGGAUUACGAAUACUCGACCUCAUCUGGCUACAGUCAUAAUACUUACCACGGUCCCACCAGGCAUUACCGACCAAUGCUCACGGGAUCCCAGCUAAUGAACCUCCAAAACGACGAAAUGAAACCGCUUAGAUUCACCGACUCACCUCAGCACCAUCCCCCGAAUCCCUCACCCAGACGAAAAAGUAGUUCCACAAGCAACGACGGUUCGGAAUUGUAUGUGCCAUACGAAAGAAGUGCCACCAUUUAUAUACCCGGUGAAUAUCACGGUGCCCAGAACGAAUUUAUCGGCGGUGCCAUUAAAACUGAACCCGGCGUAAACUACAGUUAUAGUACUAACUACACUGAUCCAACUUACGGGGGCUACAGCUCAGAAUACAGCGGUACCACUAUGUACGGAUAUGGAACUGAUUAUGCAUACGACAACCCUAGUAGUAUUAGCAGUCACAGUGGUUCUAGAACCCCCCAAAGGUUACCUGUUCAUACUCAUAGAAGAACCAACUCAAACGUGUCUAACGCUAGUAGCACCACAACGAGUGGAUCAAAUAUUAAUCCUAGUUUUAGAUUAGAAGAGGAGUACACUCCGACUCACUACUUACGACGACCACAGUACGAAUAUGAAUAUAACCCGAAUUAUUCAAGACAAAAUUCCCACGACUCAAACUUUGAGAGGCCGACUACUUUGGAAACUACAGGCUACACAAAACUCCGAUCAAGUCUGAAAAGGAACAAUUAUCAGGCCACACAGGGUCAUUCUGGAGGAAACACUCCGACAAAUCCUACGCCACCUGAUAGCUUAACAAGCGACGACAGUUCGUAUGUCUCAGCGAAAGACAGCAAUUGUAGCGUGAGUCGAGUCAGAUUCUCGCCGACGACGCUCAUUGAUUUGCCGGUUCCGGGACAGAACCAGGAUACGACAAUUCCUUUACCUGUCAGACGGCCCAGGCAGAGGCCAUCUUUGGCUGAAAUGGAGCGAGAGUUUUUAUCAUAACCUAAGUUCGUACUAUUAAUUUAGUUGCAAUGUAGCUUAUGUAAAAUUGUAAUGAAUAAUAAUUGUAGAGUUGGAGUUGUUUCGAUUCAAAAGCAGAGUACGCUUUAGUUGAUUUAUUGCAAAAUCAUCUGGAAGGUUAUCAACUUUUUGUAUACAGUAUUUAGAUUAUUACAUGUCCCACAUGCAAAAUCUAAUAAUGAACUACCUACUAGAAAAUUAUUUAUCUAAUUAAUUAUUUUAAAGAAAUUUUUAGAGAUCUUAAAUUUUCACUAGUCCAUUUCAAGUUAAUUGUCCGUAACCUUAUUUUAACAAUAGUAAAAUCUUCAAAAAACCAUUAUCCACAUAGUAAUUACUAUAUAUGAAAUAAUUGUAUCUAAUCAAUUUUACUAUCAAAAAUUUGUUUAUAAAUAAAUGUUCCAGAUGUCAUCUACUUGAACAACUCCUUUAAUAUUCCGUUUGAGUAUGGUGGUCAAAACACCUUAUUGUUAGUCUAGACAUUCUUAAUUUUAUAUGAGAUGUUCUUUCAUCUCUAUUUAAAAGAUUAAAUUGUAAAAAAUAAUAUAUUUUAUGAUAAACAAAAAAUUAUUAAUGGCAAUAAAAUGUCAAAAAUAUAUCAUUUUUGGAUAAAAUUAUAAAAAUAAAAAAAUAUAAAAACAAGUUAAAUGAAUAUAAAUAUUAUUUAGUACUAAUUUUAUCUUUUUGUAUAAUCUAGUCAAAAAUAUUUAGGGCUAGUGUCCUGAAUUAUUGAUUUUAAAUUUUACACUUUUAUUUUACCAGAAAAAUUUACCAUCAUUUUCCAGUAGAAAUUAAAAAAAUGCUGUAUUGUAUAUGUUCUGUACCAAUAUUAUUAAAAAUAAAGUGAAUACUUACAUGUUCCUUUUACUUAAUUAUGUAACUGCCAUGUUAAGACUUCCUACGGUUAAGUUACUUCGUUAAUUUAAAUAUUGGUCCACUAAAGCGUAUUAUAAAACUUUAUUAGGUUUUAAGUCUUAAUUUAUUACAUUAGAUUAAAAUUGACUAGUCUUAAUUUAUAAAAUGCGUCUGAAAUUCCAAUUCUACAAUAUCAUUAACCGCUGUAAAUUAUUGUGUACCAUAAAUAUGUAUUUUGAAAAUCAUUAAAAUUCAAUAACAUUGAAUGAAUUUAAAAUUUCUCCAUUUAAGGUAUCCGAAAAACAAUAGUAAGUCAUAAACUACCACUAUUCCAUAGUGUAUUGGAGAAAUAUGUUUUGAUUCAGUUUUAUUGAAAUGGAAGCUCAAAUCAAUUGUAAUUUAAAUGUAUAAAAUGCAACUGAAUUUGUAAAUUACACAAUCCAUAGUGCCUGCCCGCUGUAUGCAGCUUUUUUAUACACUCUCAAUACAAAUAAAUCUUUGUGAAAAUUAGAAAAACUGUUAGAAGGCAAACAACUGGCCUACACAUUACCCAAUAUGCAAAUUCACACAACAGCAGCUUUUUACUAGUUUUUCAUUUUCUUUAGAUAUAUUUGUUGGUGAUAUAUAAGAUUUUAGUCAUUAAUGUGCAAUUUUGCAUUACUUUAUUUUAUUAUUAUUUUUUUAAAUUGACGUACGUAAUUGAGAUUGUAGCUAAUUAGUAGACAUUUUGGUGAUGGAACAUUUUUGAAAUAUUUAAUUCAUCAUCUUAUUGUGUAGAAAUUUUUAAGAAUGCAAUAUUUUGUUUUAUAGACUGUUUUAAACAUUCCAAUACGCGAUUAAUAAAGUCGACCAAUUUCCAGAUGAGUAUACACGAAUCAUUAUUUAAAUAUAUUAAGGGAAAUCAUUCUUUUUAUUCACUAAUAUUUUUCGCAUACAUUAACACAAGCAAUGCAAAAUUUUAUAUCUAGAAAAUGCUCAACACACACCACCAUAGAAAUGAUAGUGCGUUGAUUUUGACAUUGCAAUUUACAUGUUUUUAUUAAACUUUAGCAAAUAAUAAUUAAAUUUAUUAUUUGACAAAUCAAACGAUUAUUUAAGUAAUAUAUAAUUGUGGCCAUGAUUUUAAAUAUAAUGAUGUUCAGUAUUGACAGAUAAUACAUAUUUGUAUAUAUUAUAUAUUGUAGAAUUUAGUUACAAUAUUGUGGCUUCCACAUAAAAUAUCAUUUAGAUUUAUUUAUUAAAUAAAAACUGUUAUAUAUAAUACAUUCCGAAGAUUGUCUUAACACAAGGUUAUUAUACUUAAUACUCAUAUUGUGUGAAUGGUACUGUAACAAUUCAAAAUAGAAUUUGUAAAAACUAAA
Molecule: messenger RNA, 5580 nt
Organism: Aethina tumida (small hive beetle)
Lineage: Eukaryota; Metazoa; Arthropoda; Insecta; Coleoptera; Nitidulidae
Product: mitogen-activated protein kinase kinase kinase 9
Exons: 12
Coding region: 308-3349 (1013 amino acids)
Biological process (GO): protein phosphorylation
Molecular function (GO): JUN kinase kinase kinase activity; ATP binding; protein binding
Source: RefSeq, a predicted model, not a curated record